This is a messenger RNA of Aspergillus sclerotioniger CBS 115572, 3758 nucleotides long. RefSeq names its product cohesin subunit IRR1. The coding region runs from base 85 to 3726 and encodes 1213 amino acids. The record is from RefSeq and is a predicted model, not a curated record. Gene Ontology annotation, cellular component: cohesin complex; nucleus; chromatin. NCBI's taxonomy places the organism in Eukaryota, Fungi, Ascomycota, Eurotiomycetes, Eurotiales, Aspergillaceae. Gene Ontology annotation, molecular function: chromatin binding. Gene Ontology annotation, biological process: sister chromatid cohesion. The transcript has 3 exons.
UCGCGUUGACGGGUCCCGUCCCAUCUAUCUUUGACAAUCACGAACCCCACGUCCAAUGCUCUAAUAUCUCCCACGACAGACAACAUGGAAGCCGAGUCGCCCCUCUCUACACCUCAGCCGGACCCGACCCAGAGUGACGCCUCCCCGUCAACAGACAGGAGGAAGUCCGGCCGGGUGACGCGAAAACCCGAGUUGUAUUCGCAGAGAUAUGGCGCCAGCAACGGUGCGCCCGCAGGCGGGGCUAAACGCAAGCGCACCACGACUGGCGAUGAUAAUGAUGAUGACGAUGAAGAGAUCAAUGAGGACGCGUCGGAGGCUGAAAGCGAUGAGCCUGGCGACGAAGACCCCGACGAAGAGGAGUUGCGGGAGAAAAAACGAGCCGCGCGCAAAGCAGCUACCAAGACGCAGUCUUCCGGAUCAAAAGCGAAGCCCAAGUCUCGCAGUGUGAAGAAACCCAAAGUCGCCGGCAAUGGACUGCCGAGUCGCCUGGCCCUGCGACCUGCUGCCAAUGUGAGGAAGCCGGUUUCCCGUCCCAGACAGAUGAAGGCCCGGCUCACUAUGGCUGCUCGUGAAGGCGGUCUUUAUGCGGAGGUCUUUGGCAAGGGACGAACCGUUGAAACGGUCGCUGCGGAGUGGCUCACGCAAUAUCAGGAAGCGCAAGAUGUUGCAGUCUGCGAUAUGGUUAAUUUGAUGCUUAAAUGCGCAGGAACCGAUCUCGAAGUCAAUACUGAUGAUAUUGAAGAUGUCGACCACGCACCGGAUCGCGUGGAGGAUCUGGAAAAUCAGUACCAUGCUCUAGGGAUCUCCGAAUAUCCCCUUAUCUCCAGGUCUAGAAAGCUGAGGGCUUUCCAGCCCGUUCUGGAGAGUUUCUUCAUGACGCUGAUACAAACGCUGCACCAUUCCUCCGUGCUAUAUACCGAUCCAAACCUUUUCGAGAACAUCCAAGUUUGGAUCUCCUCUCUGUCCUCUUCCCGGUGUCGGCCGUUUAGACAUACCGCUACCAUAAUUUCUCUGGCAACUAUGAACACUUUCUGUGAAAUAGCUCGAGAGGUCAACACCACGGUCUCUACGUCCCGCAAACAGCUUGAGAGUGAGAAAAAGAAGAGAUCGGUUAACAAGGGCCGAGUCGAUGCUAUUCAGACCGCCAUCGACGAGGGUGAGCAGAAGCUGGAGACGAUCGACGAAUACCUGAAAGAUGGGGUCAACGUCGUUUUUGUCCAUCGCUACCGUGAUGUCGAACCCGCUAUUCGGGCAGAGUGCAUGGCAGCCCUGGGACGAUGGAUGCGCAGUUAUCGCGAAUUUUUCUUCGAGGGCCAAUUCCUCCGAUAUUUCGGCUGGAUCCUCUCAGACUCCGUCGGCCAAACGCGCGCAGUUGUGGUGGACCAGCUCCGACUUCUAUACGAAAUCAAAGACAACAUGGCUGGCUUACGAUCGUUUACCGAGCGUUUCCGCCAACGGCUGGUUGAGAUGGCUGCCCACGAUGCGGAAAUUACAGUGCGCACCUCUGCCAUUGAGCUGCUUGAUCUCAUCCGCGAGACUGGUUUAAUCGAGCCUGCAGAUGUGGACACCGUCGGCAAACUCGUCUUUGACUCCGAACCCCGAGUCCGCAAAGCGGCUGGUCGCUUUUUCGUUGCGAACGUUCAGGAUGUGUUCGACUCAACGACGGAGGAGAUGGGGGAGGAGUGCAACGAAUUAUUCGGCGAUGAAGACGAGGACGAUUUCGAAUCGCCCAAGCGCUCUUGGAUCAAAUUCAAAUGCCUAGCCGACAUCUUCCAAGCCUACGACGACCUAGAGAACGAGAGCGCGGAAGAGCCCGUGGCUUCCAGAGAUGCCCUUUCGGGGGCUCCAAUGGACACGCGCUUUGUCCUUGCUACGGAGGCCAUUUACCCCCAUCUCAGUGACUUGGCUCACUGGCAAGCUCUGGCGGGAUAUCUUCUCUACGAUCACUCCCAGAUUCCGGAAGAGCCCAGCGAGGACGAUGCUGUUGCUGUGGUCCGAAGAUCAUACAAGAUGCAGGAAGGCCAGGAAGUGAUCCUUCUGGAAGUGCUGUGCUGUGCUGUCAAGCUGCGUGUCCUAGAAAUCGCCAAGUCGGACAUCGAUAAGAGGGGCCGAAAAGUCAAGGCCUUGACCGACAAAAUCCCAGAGCUGCAGGAAGAGAUCGCACAUAGUUUGGCGCAGAUUAUCCCGCAGCUGCUGAACAAGUACGGCUCCGUCCCAGAGGCAGCCUUUGCGGUCUUGAGGCUGGAACAUCUAGUCGAUCUUGAGAAGAUUGAGGAUAUUCAAAAGGACGCGGCCGCUUAUACUUCGUUGUUGAACGACAUUAAUAAGCAGUUCCUCACGCAUUCAGACCAGGAUGUUCUGGCCGAGGCUAGUGUUGCUUUCAUCCAUGCAAAGAGCUCCGACGACAUGCGCGAGGCGAUGGAAGGCAAGAUCCAGGAGCUGUGGGAUAACACGGUAGAGACCCUCGGUACUCUCUCUCAGAACGAGGAGGUGGCAGAGGGAAGCUCAAUACCCCCCGCCACACUCAAUGAGCUCAUCAACACAGUGAUCCGGAUCUCGAACCUUGCCAGUGUAACUGACUGUACUCAUCUCUUGGAGUCUCUGCCGUCUGGUCGAGCCAAAGGGAAAAGGACAGAGCGUUCGGAAGCGCCUUUCAACACCCUUAUGCAUCUGGUGAAACGUGGAUUGCGCGAACAAGAGGACGAUGAGGAUCUAGCCAAAGCAGAAACCGAGUUGGUUACCAACAGUAUACGGACGCUCUUGUUCUACUUCAUGUGGAAGGUGCAGACCUUAACCACGGCCCUGAACGCAGGGAAGGCCUCAUUCAACACGGCAUACUUUGAGGCGCUGACAAAAGGCCGCGAGAUGUUUAUCGCGACUCUUGUUGCUAUCAUGAAGCAGCGCUCGGGGCUGGACGAUGUGCGUUUUUGCGCAGCUACGACUCUCCUAGACCUCCAGACGUUGUUCGGCACCCUUCGCCAUGCUGGGAUGACUGCAGCGAAUGACGAGGAUGUGAUUCUCCAGACUCAAAGCCUUGUUCACGAGAUCGGAGCUGAGCCAAAGGCCCUCAUCACCAAGAUCCAUGGCAUAGCAGAACGUACGUAUGCGAGAAAGAUACGUCUGCCUCUUGAGCCUCUUGACGACGAGGCGCCUCUUUCCGACGACGAAAUCCGCAAGGCACCCGAGGAUGAAGAUGAAGAGUCCGAGCCCGAAGAAGCCAUGGACGACGAGCGCCUACGGUCGAGCAUUGUAGCAGAACAACGGCUGUGCGAACUGACCGGCAAGAUCGUCCUAGCCAUCGUAGGUCGCAUAAUCGACGCUUCCGGGUCAGACAGUGGCGAGCUGAAGAAGAGACUGCUCAAGCACAAGUCCGAGCUGGGCCGAAACUACCGCGAAGUCCUCGCCUACCUUGGAGACCGUAAGCCCAAACCUGCAGCACCCCGGGUGGCUCAGCCAAGAAGUAAACAACCUUCGGCGCGAGGCAAAGGCCAGAACGGCUCCGGCGCCAGCAAGCAAGCAGGAGACCACAAAUCCGCCGAACGGAUAGAUGAGGAGGAUGACGAAGACGACCACGACGGCGACUCUCCCGUCGAGGACGACGAUGAGGACCUACGCGCCCGGGGCCUUCUCGAAGAGGAGAACAUUGACUUAGAGCACGACGAGGAAGAAGAGGACGAGAACCCAGCCGGACCAGAUCCAGACGAGGACGAAGUUAUGGGUGAUUAGUUCGUUGAUUUUCCGGAUGAAAACUAGGGAAG